AUGCACCCAGCGGGACCGCCACCACCGCAAAAUCGAUCCUCUCCUGGCCCUUCCUUAGCUCAAUGCCCAUCACCUUCUCCGUCGCUUCUUCAGCAACAGCAGCACGUCAUUUACGCUCCGAUAACGACCCUUCAAGCGUGCCCAGCGAAUAUUCAUCCUCAUUGUGUUUACUCAGGUGUUCAGAGGAGUUCCGGAUUGACUGGAAACCCUGGUGCACUUCCGAAUCAAGUUCCGAUUCGUCACACGAAAGUGACGAAAUGGCAACCGAAGAGCAAACUCCCCCGGGGCCAGCAUCCGCAUCACCAUCAGCAGACCCACCAGCAAUAUUGUCAGUCACUUCAGCAUCAGCAAACUCACGUUCAACAGCCAUUAGCCUACAUUUCCAAGCCUUUGGUGUUCUUCGAUCAAUGUCAGGCGAAUCAAGCGCCUCCCGGAGCAACUCCUUCGACGGGAUCAUUCCUCGUGGCCUCUUCGAGCUUCGCUCACCCUCCGUAUGGACCCGGUGAUCAUUACAGCUCGGCAUCCGGCUUGGCUCUGAUACCCCAGCCAUUUUUCAAGCCUCCUGAAGUGACCCAAACAUUUUGUCUGCUUCCGGAACGCCCUCAGAGCGCGCAGCAUCAUCAACAAAGCCUGAAUAACCAGGCACAGGGCACGUAUUACAACAUUUCAGCAAGCAACUCCUGCAACUAUCAAACCAUCAAGCCCCCCCUGCAUUUGACCAACGUCGCUAAUUCCUACGGGAACGUGACGUUCGGGGACAAUCCAAUAACUGGUCAGGCCAUCCCGGCUGGUCAGAUCUUCCAAAAUUCAUCGAUGACUUUCGGGCCUCCAUCCAGAGACAAACUGCCGAUGCUUCCCAGCGUCGAUCUCCAAACGAUGACUGGCUCGAGAAAUCUGACAGUUCCUGGCGACACGAAACACCAAGAAGCAGCGGCCUCCAGAAGAGAAACUGUCGAUUGGCCUCUCCAAACGGCCCGAGAAAUUUCCAAUGUUUUCAAGAAUCCCGACGCGAUUGCGAGUCCAAGGAUCUCCGUAUCGCCGAUGGAAACGAGCCGACCGUGUUCUUCGGCGCUUCCGAAGAACCAAGAUGAGCAUUAUUCAGACGAGUCGGCAGCGAGUUUCGAUUUCACCAUCGAAGCUGAGAAAAUGGUGUCGGCUCUGUGCAACACGGUGUCGUCGAACGAACUUGGAAAAGACGAGACUCGCGGUGACAACGAAACGUCGACACCUUUCGCCGGUGGAGCCGGUGACAACGUCGCUAACAAAACAAACUUGUGGUUCACCGACUUUUGUACAGAGUACGGGAUUUCGAUGGAAGAAAAUAACCGCACGACGAGCACUCAGACCCAAGAGGAUCGCCGGGAUCCUCACCAUUAUCCCGAGAUUAUGAGAAAAACGAUUUAUUGGGGCUGCAACGAGGCCGAAUCGAUACUGAACUCUGCCCCCCACCGAGGCAAGUCGAGGGCAGCGUGGCUGUCAAAUAUUUCUUCCGCAACGAGAACAGCGCUCACCAAAUCUUCCACCUGCUUCCCCAUUUAUUCCGGUGACAAGACAUUCGUCCAAGAUCUUGUGAACGCUUUCUUACGAAUAACCAACGGAUGGCUCGUUCUCGAUAAUUAUUUGAACAAACAGCAUUAUCCUUGUCUCGAUGACAAGUUCGACAGAGAGCUGCCGAGCCGGUUUCAAACGUGGGAAGUAGUCACGCAGGAUCUGCUCAGAGAAUUGAUCAAGACGCUCGUGAGUGUGGAGGAAAAUAUUGGUUCGUGCGGCUCGACUGGCCCGGAGAACUUGGGAUUUUCAGAUAACCCACCGAGCACGUCGUUCCCCGGGGAUGUCAAUCUCUACACGGGAAACGACCUCUUCGAUUCGUGGCAACGUCAACAAGAACACUCGACCAAGUUGAAUAACAGUGAUCGCAGCGAUCGUGAUGCCACUUACACCCUGCAGUAUGCAUCCCAGUCGACGAAUCCGAACUUAAAUUCGUUCGAGUCCCGUCUGCAAUCGCAAAAGGAGACGAAGCUCCGGAGCAAAUGGACGAUAACCGAGAACCUGUCAUCGACGAUCGACAGCGCGAAAUUAGGUCCGGACGUCUCGCUGGGCUCGAGUGACCUUGGUUUCUCCAGCGGUAAUCGCUACCGCAUGAAAAAUGCUUCGAACACGUCGUCGACGAAGAUCACGUCGUCUUCGAGACACUCGUUGAACGCCGAAUUUUUCAAACUGCAGAACAAAGUAAUGGAGAGCAUCGGAAGCUCGAGCGAGCUGGAGCGACAACGUUGGGGGUUGAAGGAGCAGCAGUACAAUUUUGUUUUUGGCACGUCGCGAGGCGCUCCCAGCACCGCUCCUUCAGGCCCGGGCCCCUGCGAGCCCAUCUUCAAAAUUAGAACCGCCGGAAGCUGCCACGAGAACGCUUACCCACGGAGGUGCCUGGCACAUCCGCAUUCGACGCAUCCGGUUAAUCCGAAUGCCACGGGCCAUUGUACAAACGUGAAUGGAAGUGUUUAUCUAGUCGCGGGACCGGAAUCCGCUCUCGACUCGACUUACCUAGCCGGAGUCAGUGCCGCGGACCGAAGCAAGCCUCGCGCCGAGCCGGAUCGUACCGGUAGCGUAAGAAUAGCCGAAUUGAACGAGCGCAAUUGUGGAAGUGGCCUCGUCCUCUCGGCAACGAGCGUCUCCGGCAUCAAAGCGGAGCCGGUUUACGUUGGAAAGUGUGGGUCGGAUGAGCGCGAGUUGCCUCCAGUCCCACGGACCAAGAUGACCUUGCUCAGUCAAAUAGAGGGCAAUACGCCUAGCGCGAAUAGAGAGACGCAAGAAAUGACGGCGAAUUUAUCAGCCUGGUUUGCGAGCAUGAGAAACGCCGCUCAUCGCACCAUCAAAGGCCCGACGGAAAGUAGAAAACCUGACAAUACUAUCGGCGCCAAAGCGUCGAACCACCCGCAGGAAAAUUCGAGAAGUGCGAUCGAUUUUACCAGAGCGCUUCACAUGGAUCCCAACCGGCAAUUGCAGACGUUGCAAAACAUGCAAGCUAUUCAGAGCCAACCUUGGAACGCCGCGAAUCUAUUGAACAAACAAACGACAGCCAACAUUCAUCGAAGCCUCGAUGAGUACGACAGCUCCGAAGACGUUCGAGUCUACAUGAAACCCGGAAGCUACAACGUCCCCAAAAAAAGGCAUCAUCGCAAGAACACUCGGAAAAACGAAAAUUCUGGGAGCUCCCGUGGCAAUGUCAACACACCGAGGGCUCACGCGAAUCGCCCUGCUCAAAACACUCAUCACUACACCGGACAAAAGAGCCACCAGCUCUCGACCUCCGUCUCCUCCUUGAUCAUCGCUUCCUCGGUGCAAGUCUCCGCGACGACUUCGACUACGAGCACAUCGAUCAGAGUCCCGUUUUCAGCAGCUGCUCCCAUCGUUCCCCCGCCGUCCAGUUUCACCCCGCAAAACUCACCGCGGAUCCUGCGCCGCGUCAAGUCCAUUUCAGAUCGGGAAAACCGGCAGGAUGUCGCCUGGAAAGCUGCGUGCGCUUCGGCGGAGAUUCUACUCGAAGCACUCAACGUCAAGGGACCCGGCGAGACCUACGACUCGAAGAGCCCAAACUCCGCUAAAGAAGCACGGUCCAACUGCACACCGAGGAGCAAAGAUAAUUGCUCUCCGGACCGCUUGUCCCCUUACAACGGGUUUGAAAAACAAGUGAACGAUCGAUUCUGCGACGCUUCGAGCUACGAGGCGUCCGAAGACGACUCGAGCUCCACGUGCAAAUGCUCCCCUGACCGGUACACCGAGGCGGAAUCUCGGGACACCAAACUCUCGAAGACGAACGUAAAAACGGACUCGUGGCUCAUCAGCACGUUGAACAAUGCGAGCAUCGUCGCGCUCAAUGCCAAAGAAUCCGAUCCCGACAGCACCAUCGGCGGUUCCAUCAACAGCUCCGUCAACGAGGAACGUCACGAGCACAAAACUGUCGUAACUUCUACGCCGGAUCCGAUGAAAAUUUCGAGCCAGGACGUCGCCGAUUCGACAGUCGGUGUAACAGAUAAAACGACGGAUUGCUUCCAGGAGACUGCGACGAAUGAAAGCCCUCGAGAUCGUGAAAAUGAGGACCGGGAAGCCAGCAACCUUUACGCACCGUCGAGAAACCUCUCGGUUUCGCUGAUCGACACCAGCGCCGAAUUCGUCGGUCGAGCCACGUACUCCGAGACCGUACGACGCUCGAGCGCAAAAUCCGGCGUCCUUGGCAAACCCGAGAACUGCCGAGGGAGGCAGACGAGAUGUACGGGUUCGAGCGAGCCCGUGGUCAGAGGCUCGAUCGUACCCAUACCCGGAAGAAAGUGCCAGCGCAAAAGCUCCGAUCGAGCCAGUCAGUCGGUUCACAAGACGAGAAAAAGUGUCGCAAAGAGGCUGCCCAAAGAUCUCGACGAAAAGGAAAGCGAAGAGGGACGAUCGAACAAAAAAAUUGCUAAAGAGGAAGUCUCUGGCCUCAGCUCCGCGAAACCAUCGACUGGCAAAAGUCAAAGUAAGAAAAAAGGUGAAAGUGGCUCUGCCAGUGGUUGGACAGAAACUAAAGCCAAAGUCAGCGAACGCGGAUGGUCCGUUUGGUACAGUUCCAGAAGGAAACAAGCACUCAGCUCACUAGCAUUCAACAAAUUGACUACGAUACAUCAGACCCUUUGGCAAAUGGAAGAUGCCAAACUUCUCAAGCAUCCCUCUACGCAUUCGAGUGGAUCUGGAGAAUUCAUCGAAUCGGGGCUCGAAGAGGACUCCAGAGUGAAUAAGAGUCCAAUUUUUCUGGAGACGAUUGGCUACAAGCUGAAAAACCGAAUUUACCAUAAAAUCGAGCACGUGAUGAGGGACUUUAGAAAAAUCGUGAAUAACUCGAAACUGUAUCACAAGAACGAUGCGGAUCGCAUCGCCAAGAUUGAAACGCUUUCGAAAAGGCUCGAAGAACUUUUCCAGGAGCAUUUUGCCACUUCGGAUUUUGAAAAUGCUCCAGAGAGCCCGAGAAACCAAGCGUCGAGAUGCAAAUCGCCGCAAAGACAAAAGUCGACGACGAGUCGGUUGAGCUCGUCGACGAAAAAAAAUUCUGCUCCUGCUGCUACGAAAAAUGAAAAUUGACGCGAAACACACGGUCAAUUUGUAGUUUUUAUUGACCUCGCGAUUCGAAUAAAAGUAAACGAUCGAUCGCGGCGCUCAAUUUUUGUUCGCCGAUCAUUCCCAAUGACGAAUAAUGUUUCUAGUCAUUUCCAUAACACAUUGAUAUUAAAUGUAUACACGCUUGUGAAAAAUACCUUAAAAAUCUCAUUCUAGUCAUAUUCAUAAGUUUCAUAAAGUUCCAACAAUUGAGCUCACUCCUCAACCGUUUAUCUUCAUGUUCAGCAUGAAUUGUAACCAAAAAAUCUAAAAACAUGCUCUCGCAUUUUCAUGGAUUUAUUGGAAAAAAAAUGAUGCAAUUAUGACAGCAUUAGAGUCCAAUUAUUAUGUAUGCACUGAAUUUUUUUUAGGUUUGUAGUUAUCACGACUUUUUUUUUUUUGUUAAAUUUAUACGUGAGUAACGCUGCACUUAAACUUGUAGUUAUUUUUAACAAUGUUAAAAGGAGAAAAAAAAAAAGAAAAGUUGAAACGAAUUUGUGCGGUCUGCAAAUAUUGUAAGUUGAAAAAGCAACGAUUGGAAAAUAAAAUCAAUAUCAAUAUCAA
Messenger RNA from Venturia canescens, 5688 nucleotides. RefSeq names its product serine-rich adhesin for platelets-like. Lineage: Eukaryota; Metazoa; Arthropoda; Insecta; Hymenoptera; Ichneumonidae. Gene Ontology annotation, molecular function: protein binding. The coding region runs from base 1 to 5109 and encodes 1702 amino acids. The transcript has 6 exons. The record is from RefSeq and is a predicted model, not a curated record.